AUGCUUGCAUCUGCUGAGACCAUUGUGGUCGCUGCGGAUGCUUUGAAGAGACAUGAGAUCAACACCAGUAUCGUUGAUCCUGUAAUGGUGUCAACAUCAGGCUCACAGCUCCUUCCCGAAUCAGCCAUCGAAACCCUGAUCCAACACCUUCUCCCUCAUACAACGCUUCUCACACCAAACCUUCCUGAGGCUCGCUUGCUUCUCCAAACGGCCGGGUACGAUAUCCCUGAUCCGAAGAAUGUUGAUGACAUCGUCUCGAUGGCGCAGCAUGUCCGGUCACUAGGACCCAAAUGGGUGUUACUGAAGGGGGGCCAUUUACCAUUGACCCACGGCCGGGUAGUGAGCACGCACGACAGCGAAAAGGAAGUCGUUUUGAACAUCCUCGUGGGCGAUGCUGGAGUUACCAUGCUAGAAAGCCCAUAUCUGCAAUCGAGGAACACGCAUGGGACAGGGUGUUCAUUAGCAUCCGCUAUUGCGUGUAACCUGGCGGAAGGAAUGUCGAUGGCCAAGGCGGUCAAGAAGGCUAAUCUGUACGUUGAAGCAGGCAUCAAGACAGCUGUUGAUAUGGGAGGGGGAAGCGGCCCAAUCAACCAUUUCCACUCGAUGUACAUGCUGCCUUUCGCGCCAGGCAACUUUAUUAGCUAUCUGCUCGACCGAGAAGACGUGCAGAAGCCGUGGAAGGAAUAUACCCAACACGAGUUCGUGCAGAGUAUGGGCGCUGGGACAUUGCCAGUGGAGAAGUUCAUGUACUACCUUGUGCAGGACUACCUCUUCUUAGUCCAAUUUGCAAGAGCGAACGCGCUGUCUGCAUACAAAUCUAGCAAUCUGAAAGACAUUGGGUACUCCGUGCAGCAAGUUGUCACCCUCCAGGAAGAGAUCAAGCUGCACAUCGACUUUUGUAAAGAGUAUGGACUAUCGGAGGCCGAUAUCAUCGAGGAAGAGGAAGACCAAGCCACCACGGCAUACACCCGUUAUGUGCUCGACAUCGGCAUGUCGCAAGACUAUCUUGCUCUGCAGAUUGCGCUUUUGCCGUGUCUCAUCGGUUACGGCAUUAUUGCCAAACGUCUCUACGAAGAUCCCAGCACCGUGAGGGUGGGAAGCAAGUACUGGAAGUGGAUUGAGCAGUAUGUUGCAGAAGAGUACAGGGAAGCGAUGAUGAGGGGCAGUGAGCUGGUAGAGAAGCAUGCCGAGGGACUGAGUCCGAGUCGGGUGGAAGAGCUGGCCAAAAUCUUCAUACACGCUACAAAUAUGGAGAAGGGGUUCUGGGACAUGGGCCUCAGAGCUGGUGAUGGGCUAAGGUGA
This is a messenger RNA of Alternaria incomplexa, 1302 nucleotides long. RefSeq lists its product as uncharacterized. Bases 1 to 1302 code for a protein of 433 amino acids. The transcript has 4 exons. NCBI's taxonomy places the organism in Eukaryota, Fungi, Ascomycota, Dothideomycetes, Pleosporales, Pleosporaceae. Gene Ontology annotation, molecular function: thiaminase activity; phosphomethylpyrimidine kinase activity; hydroxymethylpyrimidine kinase activity. Gene Ontology annotation, cellular component: cytosol. The record is from RefSeq and is a predicted model, not a curated record. Gene Ontology annotation, biological process: thiamine biosynthetic process.